Messenger RNA from Pichia kudriavzevii, 1008 nucleotides. RefSeq lists its product as uncharacterized. Gene Ontology annotation, molecular function: electron transfer activity; flavin adenine dinucleotide binding. The coding region runs from base 1 to 1008 and encodes 335 amino acids. Lineage: Eukaryota; Fungi; Ascomycota; Pichiomycetes; Pichiales; Pichiaceae. The transcript has a single exon. The record is from RefSeq and is a predicted model, not a curated record. Gene Ontology annotation, cellular component: mitochondrion.
AUGCUAGCUUUGAGGGGAUUUAAGCAUUCUGCACGUGCAGUUAGAUAUUCACACACACUUGCUCUCUUAGAGACCAGUGGUUCUUCCAUUACCCCAGCUUCCUUGUCAACUAUAACCGCUGCAAAAGCUAUCAACAAGCCAAUCACUGCGCUGUUGGUAGGUCCAAACGCACCAGAAGCUGCAAAGGAAGUUGCAUCAUUAGCCGGUAUUCAGAAGGUUGUUAUUCAAUCUGAUAAGCGUUACGAGCAUUAUCUUCCUGAACAGUUGGCACCAUUAGUUGCUUCAUUAAUAAAAGGUGAAAAGUCACCAGCGGUUACUGACAUUUCAUCAGUUGUGGUUCCUGCCAGCGCUAUGGGAAAGUCUGUUCUUCCACGUGCCGGUGCAAUUCUAGACUUACAGCCAAUAUCAGAUAUAACCAAGGUUGUUGACGCCUCCACUUUUGUAAGACCAACAUACGCAGGUAAUGCAAUCCUAACGGUUAAAUCAAACGACAACAUUGUGAUGACAUCUAUCAGAGGCUCUGCGUUUUCACCAGCAGUUGAGAAAUCUGAUGCAGCAGCACCAAUUGAGGAAAUAACACCUGUGGAUGCAGAAGUUAAAACUGUUUGGGUCAGUGAAUCUUUGAUGAAAAGCGACAAACCAGACCUAGCAUCAGCCAAGAUUGUUGUUUCGGGUGGCCGUGCAUUGAAGGAUAAAAAGACUUUUGAAGCAUUGUUGAACCCAUUAGCUAGCAAGCUGGGUGCUGCCAUUGGUGCAUCGCGUGUAGCAGUGGAUGAAGGCUUCUGCGAUAACUCUUUACAAGUUGGUCAAACAGGUAAGAUCAUUGCACCUGACUUGUAUAUUGCUGUUGGUAUAUCUGGUGCAAUCCAACAUUUAGCUGGUAUGAAAGACUCCAGGGUCAUUGUCGCAAUAAACAAAGAUGAAGAAGCGCCAAUUUUCAAAGUUGCCGAUGUUGGUCUAGUUGGUGACAUUUUUGAAAUUGUACCGGAACUGACCUCUAAAAUUUGA